AUGAACAAACAAAAGAAAUCGAUGAGCCCGGCGAAUAAAUCUACCUCAUCCAACACUCCAUCCGUCAGUUCCCCCCGAUCUUGCACUGCCGACACUGGUAAAGAAAAUGUAUCUUUCAACUCUAAUUGCUUCACCCUAGUGCCACAUAAUCCGCCAAUUACUGAGAGUACUGACAUCGACGUCAUCGCACGGCUCACUUCGGAAAUAAAGCUAUUGCGUAAUGACUUAAACACACAGCUAACCAAGCUCUCUGAGACCGUCACAAAGUGCACGGAUAAACUAGCUCUGUUCGAAAACAGGCUAACAACGGCUGAAACUAAAAUUAAACUGCUGGAAGAGCAGAAACUUGUUAAUCACUUUCUUCAACAGAGAGUCAGUGAGCUUGAAGAGCAACUCAACAACCAGGAGCAAAUUUCUACCCAAAACGAGAUCGAGAUUAUGGGUGUCAAUGAAUCACCCCAAGAAAAUCCGGUGCAUCUAGCGUUAUGUGUUGCAGCAAAGAUUGGAUUAGCUCUGAAAGAAGAGGACGUAGAUUCCGUGACCAGAGUUGGCUUCCGCCGUAAACCCAACGACUCACACGAUUCGGGCAAUACCAGACCUCGGCCUCUGGUAGUUCGCCUGCUACGACGUACCAAACGCAACGCAUUUCUACAAGCUGGCAAAUCUAGACACAACAUAACGUCCGCUGACAUCCAGGUAGCUGGUCCUCCACAAAAGCUUUUCUUCAAUGAAAGGCUUACAAAGUCUAACCGGCUGUUAUUUCGUGCCGCCCGUACCCGAUCUAGACAAUCCGGGUACAAAUUCUGCUGGACCAAACACGGUUCCAUAUUUAUUAGAAAGCAAGAAGGCAAUGCUGCGAUCCGGAUUCGUCGCGUCGCAGACCUUGACCGAUGUUUUGGUUGCCACACGAGCUCCGCUGCCGAGAAGUCCCAGGAUGUCUCCUGGUCAGAAGCAGAAAAUAUGCAGCUUGAAUAUCCCUGA
Molecule: messenger RNA, 981 nt
Organism: Cydia fagiglandana
Lineage: Eukaryota; Metazoa; Arthropoda; Insecta; Lepidoptera; Tortricidae
Exons: 1
Coding region: 1-981 (326 amino acids)
Source: RefSeq, a predicted model, not a curated record